AUGAAGCCGAACAAGAUUUCUGCUAUGCUGAAAGCGUUCGACAAUAAUUCGGAUCUCGUGCAAGACAUUGUCUUGGAUCUUUGGAAAGGGUUUUCCACACGGAUCUACUUGCAAAUUGGGAGCGAUGAGGAAGAAGACGUCAACUACUACCUCCCUGUCUUCGUCGGCUCAGAUAUCGAUGACUGGGGAGACAUGAUCGACGUCGGGCGAGCGUUGCAAAUGGGGCUAUUGGAGGUUGCGGACAAUGACACAGCGGUAACAGUGAAGCCAGUCGACGAAGAACUAGAAAAACUCUGCGCCAAUCGCCAGGAGUCCGAUCCCGAGGGAGGUCAAACACACCCAUUGAAAAGGAUCAAUGCUAGGCUCCUGAACCGUCUAAGGCGGUAUCUCCUUCCUGGAAAACAGUACAAGCUUCGGUUCUGCGGCGCGCGCUUCACGAUUUGGUCCAAAUUUGGGAACCGCGAAUCCACGUGUCAAGCAACGUUGACACCUUCGGAAUGGCCCAAGGAUGCUAGAGCCCAGAUGAUUUGUGGUCCUGAGCCUCUACUUUUCACCGUCGUUGCAGGGGUCCCAAUACCUCGCUUCACUGUUUCCUUCUCGAUAAGUUCGUCAAGAUGCUAUCUUGGCGACCCAUGCAAUUUUUUCGUCACCUUGACCGUGACAUCGCUAGAGGACCGGCCUGUGACAGUGGACUUACUGCUUGACAGGACUGAAACCGACCUUUAUCCAAGUGAACCUUAUAGCAGAUGGAACGAGAAAUUGUCGGCCGACGUCUUCAAUAUAAAUGAUGAAGAGACUGGAAAGUGGGGUACCUUACACAGCAAAGUCGGACGAUUGGAUAAACAUCCCAUGGAGAAAGCCGCCGUGCGGCUGCUUCAGUUCAACAAGGGUACAACGCAUACUCGCAAGGUCUACUUUUCAAGGGACGAACUCUCAAGCCACGAAUGCUCAUGGAGAGAUGACUUUGCAGGUCUUACACCUAAAAAGACAUACAAGAUGGCCAUCCGAAAAAUGGGCUACGUUGCAUGGGACUACGGCCGUGCACAUGAGCUCUGGGAAACUCAUCGAGACCAACAAGAUUGGAAUAAGCAUGGUCCUAUCAUAUUUGAGCCUGUGAGCGCGGUGGCACUGACAAUCAAAACGAUCAUUGAACGCGAGAAACCCCAGCCUUUCUUCAGCUUGCCGCAGGAGUUGAGGGAUCAAGUUUACGAAUACGUAAGGCAGUCUGAACGCGCCGAUGAGGUUCGGUUCACGGGCAAGGAGGGUCGAGAACCUCACACCAAUGGCUUCGAUGGAGCAAUGCGGAGUGGCUAG
This is a messenger RNA of Letharia lupina, 1314 nucleotides long. RefSeq lists its product as uncharacterized. Bases 1 to 1314 code for a protein of 437 amino acids. The record is from RefSeq and is a predicted model, not a curated record. NCBI's taxonomy places the organism in Eukaryota, Fungi, Ascomycota, Lecanoromycetes, Lecanorales, Parmeliaceae. The transcript has a single exon.